AUGAGACAAGAGAUUUCUGCAUUCCGACAAGGGGACUCCGAGACACUCUUUGAGGCACAUGAGAGAUUCAAGGAUCUCCUACGCAAGUGUCCCCAUCAUGGUUUUUCCUCAUGGAUGAGGAUCCAGAUGCUUUGCAAUGGCCUGAAUUAUGCAACCAGACAGCUCAUCGAUGCUGUAGCAGGGGGGUCAUUGAGUAGUAAAUCCCCUGAGGAAGCUGAAAUCUUGAUUGAAAACAUGGCAAUUUUGUCUUGCGAGACUUGUGGGGCCGGGCAUGCUACUGUUCAGUGCCCAAUUUCAAUAGCCUUAGAUGCCCCAGUUGAGACAGUUGAUUAUGUUGGGGGAGCUCCCAGAGGCCAGGGGAAUCCUUAUGGAAACACAUAUAAUCCGCGGUGGAGGAAUCACCCAAAUUUUUCUUGGGGUCAACAACAGCAACAUCGGCCCCCGCAGCCACAGGGACUUCCACCUCAACCUCUUCAGCAGCCCGAGAAGAAGUUCACCACUGAAGAUGUGUUAGCAAGGUUUAUGAUCCAUACCGAGGCAAAAUUUGUGAACAUCAACAACCAAUUCGCUGAAGUAAACACUGUUUUGAGGAAUGUUCAAGCCUCCAUUCCAUUAUUGGAAAACCAGGUGGGGCAACUUGCUAGGGCAAACUCGGAGCGACCGCCGGGUAGCUUACCUAGUAACACUGAAAAUAAUCCAAGGGAGCAUUUGAAAGCCGUCACUCUCAGGAGCGGGAAACAGGUUGAAGCACGAGCCGAGGAGGGCUCAAGCACUAAACAUAAUGGGGUAGCCGCACGGGAAGACCCUAAGCCAUCUGAGACUGAACUUGAAGGGGUAAAGGAAAAACAAGAUGAAGGAACCAUUCAACUACCAACACCAAGGAUACCCGAGUACAAGCCGGUGAUCCCCUAUCCGGCUAGGUUGAGGCAAGAUAAGGACGAGGCUUAA
Molecule: messenger RNA, 948 nt
Organism: Dioscorea cayenensis subsp. rotundata (Guinea yam)
Lineage: Eukaryota; Viridiplantae; Streptophyta; Magnoliopsida; Dioscoreales; Dioscoreaceae
Exons: 2
Coding region: 1-948 (315 amino acids)
Source: RefSeq, a predicted model, not a curated record